Molecule: messenger RNA, 1041 nt
Organism: Lachancea lanzarotensis
Lineage: Eukaryota; Fungi; Ascomycota; Saccharomycetes; Saccharomycetales; Saccharomycetaceae
Gene: BOP3
Product: LALA0S03e00496g1_1
Exons: 1
Coding region: 1-1041 (346 amino acids)
Source: RefSeq, a predicted model, not a curated record
AUGGGCAGCCCUGGUGGUCCGUCGAAGCCCGAAAAAAAUGUAAUGGUAUCCUUAUUUGGCAACGAAUGCUUGGAAUGGCCGUUUUCGGAGUCGUCAUUAGUACAGGCAUUGGCGUUCAAAACGCAGCAGGAAAAGACAAAACAGCAGUAUUACAAAUUGGAAUGUGUUAAUAGGUCGAUCGAGCUACUGAAAACGGCUAUGAACGCUCGAAUUCCGGGUCCCAUGAUUGCACAGCUGUUCCAGGGAUCGGGAUCUGGAUUGGACCCAUCGUCGACAACAAAUUACAAUAAACCACAAGAGGCGGUUGGAAGCCAAAUUCCACCUACAGCAUUGAGGCCGUCAAGGUCAGAUUCGGCACCACUGAAUUAUAGUUUCCCACCGGGCAACUAUAACGGGCGUGGCGCCUCUGCUUCUAGUAUGCAUCGCAGAACCAACUCGCCGGCGAGAAUCGGGGCUGCAGCUGUAGCAAGUCUGUCUGAACAUCGGGACCUGAAAGAAGAGGACAAAGACGAACUGCCGUUGGCUUCUCGUCCCCCUCGCCCUCCACCACCUCCUCCUUCGUCGUACCAUAUGAAUGGUCCCUCACCUCUACAAUUCCGCUCUCAUCGCCGGAAUUUCUCGGUACCACUUGCUAGACCGGCUCAUCUUUCUCCACAGGAAAUGCCUGCUCAAAAUUUGGCAAGGAGAACCCACAAUCCGAUGACCUCAGUGAUAAAUUUUGGCUCUUGGCAGAGUUACGAUCCAGCUCCGCCAUCUGCGAUGAGACGGGCAGGCCCAAUAAGAAAACAUCGGAAAACUAAAUCUGCGAGUGUAACUCCUAAUUUUGGCGUGAUAGAUAUGAAUGUGCCAAAUCAAGUUCGUUUGCCUGAUUUAGGAAAGUCUCCAGAAUACUAUGGGCCACCGAAAGAGAAGGGACAUAUCGAAGACGAGAACGAUUUUGACGAUCAGCAAACGUGCAGUGAACACAGUAGUCGAGAAACGACACCAAUACCCCAAGUUACGAAAGGUCCCAAUUUUGCUAAUAACCUGUUGAACAGUUAA